Drosophila takahashii is the source of this 585-nucleotide messenger RNA. Lineage: Eukaryota; Metazoa; Arthropoda; Insecta; Diptera; Drosophilidae. The record is from RefSeq and is a predicted model, not a curated record.
AUGGACCUGGAAGAAAUCCUACUGGUGGUGGUAUCCAUCAUAAGCCUUGCAUCGGGAUAUAAGUACGAACUUACGGUUUUGGAUGAGGAUGUAUUCAGCAGUUGUCCUGAUGCUCCUCCCGGCACACUGGACAUAAGUGGCGUUAUGGAUUUAGCAGAGCUCUCAACUUCCAUGAAUGCUGACGGUAUUACCGUAAGCGGCAACGUAACUUUGACGUGGGACAUUCAACUGAAGGAUCGCGUACAGGUAAACAUGCAGCUUCUGUACCUCGAAAGAGGCACCUGGACGCCCACAGUAUUUUCAAUUACUUCAAUGGACUUAUGCAAGGACUUGUACGACAAAAACUUUUUCUGGUACAAAUAUUGGACGCAGUAUAUUUCAAAUGAUGUCAAGGAUAAAUGUUUAAAUGUUCCCGGGACCAAAAUUAUUCAUAAUACAUUUUUGCUGAGCUUAACCACCACCGCCGUUGGACUUCGAGAAGGACGCUACAAAGCCAACAUAAUGAUCAGAGCUUACGAUUCCUCUGGAACCGAGCGGCCAACUCGCAUUUGCAUUGAGAUACAGGGCGAAGUAUUUAAACUUUAA